Messenger RNA from Closterium sp. Naga37s-1, 12291 nucleotides. The record is from the annotation of a GenBank genome assembly. Lineage: Eukaryota; Viridiplantae; Streptophyta; Zygnematophyceae; Desmidiales; Closteriaceae.
AUGUCAGGCAACUCCAACCAGGCGACGGUGCUGCAGUGCAUAGCGGCGGGCGCGGAGGAGUAUCUGGUGAAGCCGGUGACGAAGCGUGACGUCACGCACAUGUGGCAGCACGUGUGGCGCCGCAUCCAGCUCGUCUCUAACGCGCCGGAGAGCCUGCAGGUGCACAUCGUCCCCUUAAUAGCGGCAGCCUGGCGGAGCAUUCAGGCGCAGGCGCGUCCUCCUGCCCUGACGGCUCGUUCAACCCCAACGCGGGCGCCAAGCCGCUGCUCUCCCUGCGCUCCCAGCCCUGCUGUCGCUUUUGAUGCGCCUAGAAAAACAACUCUUCUGCUCUCCCCCUCUUUCCCCGCCGCGCGGCCCCCCUCGUCUGCUCUCCCGCUCUCCCUGCUUCCCCACUCGCCCCUGCAGAAUAGCGGCAGCCUGGCGGAGCAUUCAGGCGCAGGCGCGUCGUCCUGCCCCGACGGCUCGUUUAACCCCAGCGCGGGCGCCAAGCCGCUGCUCUCCCUGCGCUCCUCCUCCGGCAUGCACAACCCCCACUCCUCCUUCGACGAGGCCGCUGGCAACACUCUCCCUGCCAGCGCUGCCGCCGCCGCCGCCGCCGCUGCUGCUGCUGCGCAGGGAGGCGCUGCUGGUAUGGGAGCAGCCACUCGCGGGUACAGGCAGGGUCAGAGUCACGGUUAUGGGUAUGGGUAUGGGAUGGGAGGCACGAGUACGCUCCCCACGCACUCAUCUGCUGACACCCGCGGCACCUGUUCUUUCUCCAGCGGCAGUGGCCCCUUGGCUGCUCUACCGCUCCACAGUCACAACCCUCACCAGCCCCAGCAGCCCCACCAACCACACCAGGGCCACCAGCCUCACCAGAUUCACCAGCCGUUGGGGGUGGCCCGUGGGUUUGCCAGCGCUAGGGGAGAUGGGUCGCUGGGUGUGUCGGGAAGUAUGGGGCAGAGGGAGGGGUCGGUGGCGGAAGUGGCGCUGACAGGAGGGUCGGGGGAGCUGUGGGGCGGCGGAGGGGGCACGGAGAUUUGGACUGGGUCGGUGGAUGGGUGGCAGGCCGUGGGGGACGAACGAGAGAACCCGCAGCAACUGCAACGGCAGCAGCGGCCGGAGGAGGAGGAAGCGGAACAGCAGCCGCAGCAUGUGAAGGAGCACGCAGUGAGGGAGAAGCGAGGAGGAGGGGUGCUGAUGGUGGCAGGUCAGCAGGGGAAGGGCGAGAUGGAGCGGGAGCAGCAGCGGCAGCAGCUGCUGGCACAGUACCUGCGGUCAGGGGGGCAGAACGUGCAGGCGUUCAUAGCCCACAUGGACCACACAGGGGCGUGUGGAGGCGGAGGCGGAGCAGUGGGGGAAGGCGGAGGUGGAGGCGCAGGCGCAGGCGGGGGAGAGGGAGGCGGAGGCGGAGGCGGAGUUGGGGGCGGAGAUGGUGCUGUUGGCGCUGGUACCGCGUCCUCAGGCAGUGGGGGGGACAUUCACGAGUGGGUGGCCCGAUUGGAGCAGAUGCCAGAGCUGCAGGAGCAGGGCGACAGUGGCGACGGCGGGGACAAGUCGCCUGAGAGCGGAGCAGCAGCACGUGGGGGUGCAGUGGAGCGCAGAGAAGAGGUUGGUAGGGGCGACAAUGGGUCGGACGGAAGGGAUUCUCGGGGGAAGGGGAAGAGCGGGUGGGGCUUUCUGUCGGGUCCCAAGGCAGCAGCCUUGAAGAGGCAGCGGCUGGGAAGCCCAGAGGGUGAUGGGAGGCGGGCGGGGAGCACAAGUGGCAGCACAGGACAGGCAGGCGGCUCUGGGAAGGGAGGCGGUACAGGAUUGGGAAGUGGCUUGGGACGUGCGAGCAGGUUCGGGAAUGGUGGUGGCGGCGGCUUGGAAGGUGGUGGUUCUGGAAUGGCAGGCAGCUCGGGAUUGGGAGGUGGCUCGGGGCUGGUUGGUGGUAGCAGUAGGGGGUGUGAGAUGGUCGAGAGGGGUGAGCAGCGGGUUGACGGGGAGCUUGUAGGGGAGGCUGAGACGGCGUUCUGGUCUGAGCGGCGGAAUGAGAUGGAAGAGAUGCGACGGCGGGAGUUGCAAAGGGAGGAGGUGCGAAGGGAGGCGAUGCAAAGGCAGGCAAAGGGAGUGCAGGAAGGGCGUGUGGUGGGACAGGCGGACGAGAAGCAGGAGGAGUGGAUGGAGGGAGACGGGAGCAGUCAUGGGGCGAACACGGCUGGAAGAGACUUCGUUUGGAGGACGUCCCACUCCGUUUCCCGGAGCAACAACAGCAACUUGCUGCCUCCCGCUGACGCCGCUCACCCGUCCAUCCCACCCGCUGCUCCCCUCGCUCCUCCUCCUGACUGUGCGGCAUUUGUUUCCUUAGAAGCACAGCCUUGGUGUGGGGCUGAAGGUGAAGGUGCUGCUGCUGCUGCUGCUACCACCACCCCUCUCACCAUGCCCCGUGCUCUGUCGGAUCCCGAGCAGACCCGCCCUGCCAGUGGCGGCAGUGAGAGUGACCUUCAAGGGUGGGGCUCAGGAGAUUUGUCAGGUGGUGCGGGUGCAGGUGGAAGAGGGCGAGGGGGGGCAGUAGGACGCGGUAGAGGGGCGGGCAGGGGGGCGGGGUUUGUGGCGGGGCGAGGGGUGUGGGUGGGGGGGAGGGUUCAGGUGCUGAGGACGAUGAGAGGGAGGCGGAAGGAGGUGUCUCUGUCUGAGCAGCUGAUGCGGCAGCAGAGGGAGGCGGAGCAGAGGCGGAGCGGGGUGGGCGAGGGUCAGCAGGCAGGGGACGAGCAGCAGCAGCAGCAGCGGGAGGAGGAGGGGGGAGAAAUUUAUCAGCGGGAGUUGCAGUUUCCCGGCUCUUCGACGCGCUCUCAGUCUCAGAGCCACAGUCGUCAGGGCUGGGAGCAGCAGCAGCAACAACAGCGACGCUACACGCAGCAGGGGCAGGAGAGUGGGGAGAGCCAAGGGCUAGGUCAGCAGCAGCAGGGGGGUCAGCGCAUGCGAGUGCCGAGUGAUGGGGAUGAGGCGCCUGUGGUCAGUGCUGGUCCGCCCUCCUGGGUUGUGAUUCAGAGGAAAGGAGGAGGGGAGCUGAAACCUUUGUCGGUUAUGGCUGCUGCUACUGCUGCUGGAAAUGCUGGUGGUGGUGCUGCUGCCAGUGCAGAUGGAAGGCAGGUGGAUGGGUUGGGGGAGGAACAAUGGGGCGACGGCACGGGUGCUAUGGGUGGUGAGGACGGGGGUGAGGGAAACGAAGGUCCGAUUGGGAGUGGUGCAGUAGGAAACGAUGCGGUUGGGAGCGGUGCCUGCAUGGAGGUGGAUGGGAAGGAGGAAGGGGAAGCAGGAGCUGGUUCUGGCUCGGGCGGCUGGACAAACCACUCGUCAGGCUUGUGGAUGGAGAGCGGUAGUGCUGGGACUGCUCUGACCGCUGGUGCUGCAGGUGCUGGUGGUGGUGGUGGUGGUGGUGGGCGCAUUGCGCUGAUGAGCUGCAGACGACAGAGAUCACAAGGGGGAGGUGAGGGGCGAGAGGAGAUGCAUGGUGAUGGCGAGGUGGACGAGACGGAGGUGGGGAAGGAGGGAGAGGAGGAGCAGGAGAUUGAGGAAAACGAGGAGGAGGCAAGGGAGGAGAGGGGAAUGAGGAGAAUGGGAGAGGAGGGGAUUGCGGGGGUGCAUGGUGAGGAGAUGGAGAAUGGAGGAGUAGGAGGAGGUGGGGAGGAGCGUGAGGUGAGAGAGGACGGGGGUGUGCGCGAGGAGGAGUUCCAGGAGGAGUUCCAUCGAGGAGAGAGGACGGGGGUUUCACAUAAUGUCCAUGACGAGAGUGAAGCAGAGGAAGCCGGUGAAAGGGAUGUGGUGAGAGAAGAGGCGCCAGAGGAAACAGAGGGGGAUGAGCGGGAGCGGGCGGGGAUGCUGAGCUUGAACCCGGGAGUGCCACGUGAAGCUGUUGCUGCAUGGAUGAGGAGUUUAGGGAUGAGUGGGUUAGAGGCGAACGGGUCUGGUGGUGUGGUUGACCCUCGUAUGGUGGCGCUGCAAAUGUUCAUGCAGCAGCAGCAGAUGCAGCAGCGUUUGAUGAUGCAGCGACAGCAGCAGGAAUUGCAGCGGCAGGAGGAGCAGGAUACUGAGAGGCAGGAGCAGGAGAUGCAGCAGCAGGAGGACCAGGAGACUGAAAGGCAGGAGCAGGAGAUGCAGGGGCAGCAUGGAGGUAUUCAAGGGCAGCAGGAACGCAUGCAGGCCCAGCAGCAGAUGAUGCUGGGUGCAGCAGCAGAGGAAGCAGAGAUGCAGCAGAGUUCAGAUCAACAAGGGUUGGGAUGGGAGGAUGGAGGUGGAAGGGACGAGGAGCAGCAGCGGGAAGCCCCAGCAGGGGCUGUGGAUGCGGAUGAGGGCGAAGGGGGAGAGGGGGUGGGCGGACCAGCGAGGGAGGGAGGAGGAAACGAAGAUGAGGCGCAGAGGGAGUGGGAGCAGUGGCGGCUGUGGGAAGAGCAGCAAGGGCUACUGGAGGGAGGGCCAGAGGAGGGAGUGCAAGGGGAGGGAGUGCAAGGGGAGGCAAUUGAAAUGCAACAGGAGCUGCAGCAGGUGCAGGAGCAGGAGCAGGAGGAGGAGGACGAGGAGCAGGCGCCACAGCAAGAAUUGCAGCAAAGCUGGGGCCCGGGGCAAGAGGAGGAGGGGCACGAGGAGGGGGAAGGGGAGGGGCAAGAGGAAUUGCCGAGUGCGGGGCAGGAGGAGCGAGAGUGGUUGAGAAGACAGCAGGAGUUAGAGGGAGUGACUUCCGUGGGAUGGGGGGAAGACGGUCCGGCGGAGCAGCAGUGGGGCAUGGGGCAGGAACGCCAAGGUCUGGAACUUGCUGCAGUGGGCAUGGAAGGGCAAGAGAUGGAACGGGGCGAGGAGGAAAUGGGAAGGGGAGGAGAAGGGGAGCAGGAGGGUGAUGAAGCAGGGGCAGCCGAAUUAGCAGGGGAUGUAGCAGCAGAUGUAGCGGACGAUUCACCUGAGGAGAUGCAGAUUCAGUAUCUGAGGCAGCGGCUGUUGCAGCUGCAGCAAGAGAGGCUGCUGCGGAUGCAGCGGCUACAGCUGCAGCUACAGCAGCAGCAGCGCUGGCAGCUCGGGGAAGGAGAGGGCAGCGAAGGGGGGGCAGAGGAGGAAGGGGAAGGGGAGCAAGUGGGAGAGAUGGCACUGCAGCAAGUGGGAAACGUGCUGCAAGGGAGAGGGCUGCAGGAAAUGAGGGCUUUGCAGCAGAUGCAAGAUGCGGGGUUGCAGCAACUGGUGCUGAUGCAUGGUGAGGGAGAGGAACAUGGGAUGGGGGGUGAAGGGGGGAUGGGGGAAGGUGGAGAAGAGAUAGAGCACGCAGAGGAGAGGGAGGAGGCAGGGAAUGGAGUACAGGGAGAGGAGCAGGGAGAGGAGCAGAUAGACGGCUCGCAGGAGCAGAGAGGACAGGCGACACAGGAAGAAACUGAAGGGGAGCAGAAUGCGGCAGGGGGGGAGGGGGAGGAGGGGAAGGACGAGGAGGCAAGGGAGGAGCGGAGGCGCAAGUGGGAGUUUUUCUUCCUGCGGCAGAGGCAGCAGCAGUUGUUUGAGUUCGAACAGUACCAGCUACAGCAGCUUCUGGCCAUGGAGCUCGCGGAGAAGGAGAAGGCCCAGCGGGAGAGGGAGGGGGGACAGGAGGGAGCGACGGAGGGAGAGCGGGAGGGAGAGGGGGAAGGAGGCGGGGAGAGAGCUCCGGAGGAGGGAGAGAGGAAUGGGGCGCAGGAGGGAGAGGAGGGGGGAGAACGGGAGGGCGAGCAGGAGAGGAGAGAAGCUGAGACGAGAGCCGGUGGGGACGCGGUAGCAGAGCAAGGGACGAGUGGAGAGGGUGGGGGCGAGGAGUGGCGGCUCGCGUUUGACUUGAAUGAGGAGCAGGUGGGGGAAGCAUGGGCGGAUGGAGAGGGCGAUGGCGCUGCUAGUGCUGACCGCUGUGCUGCUGCUGACGAGCCUCAGGGUGAAGUCGGCUGUGUUUCUGCUGUUGUCGGUGUUGGCGCUGGUGCUGAUGACCACUGUGCUGCUGCUGCCAAGCCUGAGGGUAAAAACGGCUGUUCUUCUGCCGUUGUUGCUGUUGACGCUGGUGCUGGUCAUUGGGCUGCUUCCGAACCUCAGGAUGAUAACGGUUUUGGUUCCGCUGCUCACUAUGACGCUCAUGCUGCUGCUGCUGCUGCUGCUGUUGCUGUUGCUGUUGCUGCAACUGCGGACGGGGUGGGUGACAACCACGGUGCGGCAAGUAAGCGUGUUGGUGUGGCAAGUGGCAGCAAGGCGAGGCCAGGUGCGCACCUGUUGCUGCUAGACAUGAACGCAGAGGCAGAGGCAGACAUGUGGCUUGAUGCAGAGGCAGAGGAGGCAGCAGACAUGGGCUUGGAUCUGGGGUUGGGAGGAACGUGUGGGGCACAGCAGAUUCAGCAGAGUCAACGGAGUGAAGGCGGUCUGGGUGGAGGAGAAUCGGGUGGGGGGGAGCAGGUGGGGGGAGGCAUGGUUGGGUUGUCGCUGGGUCUUGAGUUGGGCGCUACAGAGACAGAAAAGUGGUUUGAGAAGGGGAGAGUAGAGGUGGAGAAGCAGGAGAGGGCUUCAGGGCCCCACUCGCCAGCUCCCCACUCGUCAGAGCACCACUCCUCAGGGCCCCACUCGCCAGCUCCCCACUCGUCAGAGCACCACUCCUCAGGGCCCCACUCGCCAGCUCCCCACUCCUCAGGGCACCACUCUUCAGGGCCUGAUGCGUUGCUGGUGGAUCCUCCUGUGCCUGGAGCACGCUCACGUGUGGUGAACUGGCUGACGCAGCACCAGCAACGGUGGCGAAAGCAGCAGGCGGAGCAGCAAGUGAAGGAGGAGCAGGAGGUCAAGGGGGAGGAGGGACGGGAUUUGGAGCAGGGGCAAGAGGGCAAGGAGCGGGAGCAGGAGGAGCGGGAGCAGGAGCACCAGGGCGGGCACGUACGUGAGCUUGUUUCUGGAUCAUCGGCUCUUUCCUGCCACUCACGACCAGCAGACAAAGUAGCAGGCGAAGCAGCAGAAGCAGAAGCGAAGGACGCAGCAGGAGGAAGAGGGGCAUCAAAAGCGUCCAUCCCUACCCGCCAUGAGCACGUGCUGUCUCUCCGGCGCUUCCUCUCGCUGUUUCACACGCAGCAGCAGCAGCACGAGCGCGAAGGCGCAGCAACGACUGCCAGCAACUGCCCUGGACUACCACCAGCAGUGCCUAUCCAGCAGCAAGCAGUGUCCGUUUUCUGUGAGAUAGCUCGGCUGGUGGCAGCAGCCCAUGCGAACGGCGAGGCACUAGGAGAUCAGCUGCGGCCAUCUAGUAUCAGAGUAACCCUCGGGCCCCAGCACUGGCUGCUGCCCUCUUGCUGUGCUCCCAACGCUGCUGCUGGCUGCAGUAAGGAGGAGAAACGCCUGAGGGAGGGAGAGGGUGUCGUGGUGGAGCGACAGGAGAAGGAGAGGGAGGAGGAGGAGGAGGAGGAGGAGAGAGAGUAUUACGCGGCGCUGGAGGGGGGAUCAGGGAGUGGGAAGGCAGAGGGUGGGGAAGAUGCAGAGAGGGAGAGGGAGAUGGCAGCGGAUGUGUACCGGCUGGGGAUGCUGUUCUUUGAGCUGACGUGUCACAUGAGCGACCAGUCGGAGCGCAGCAGUGCAAUGGAGGAUGUGAGGAGCCGAGUGCUGCCCACAUCAUUCCUCAUGGCCUUCCCCACCGGCGCUGCCUUCUGCCUCUGCCUGCUGCACCCCGUGCCCUGCAGACGCCCAACCAUGAGGGAUGUUCUCACAAACAGCCUCUUCCUCCGCCUCGCUGCAGAAGCUUCCGCCGCAGCUUCCUCCCCCCAGUGCCAGCUGUCCGUGUCAUUCUCAACCCAGCAAGUUCCGGAAGUGCAAGGAGACGCGGAGGGGCAGGAGGAGCAGGAGGGGAAGGAGGAGGAGGAGGAGCAGGAGGGGAAGGAGGGGCAGGAGGAGGAGCAGGAGGAGGGGCAGGAGGAGGAGCAGGAGGAGGAGCAGGAGAGGGAGCAGGAAAGGCAGAGGGAGCAGGAGAGGGAGCAGGAAAGGCAGGAGGAGCAGGAGGGGCAGGAGCGGCAGGAGGAGCAGGAGAGGCAGGUGGAGGAGGAGAGGGAGCAGGAAAGGCAGGAGGAGCAGGAGAGGCAGGAGGGGCAGGAGGGGCAGGAGGGGCAGGAGGAGCAGGAGAGGCAGGUGGGGCAGGAGGGGCAGGAAGGGCAUGAUGGUACUGUUGACGGCGGUGUGUGCGUUAGCAGGGAUGUGGAGGGGCGUGAGGAGGGAGAGGAGGGAGAGGAGGGAGAGGAGGGAGAUGGGGGAGAUGAGGAAGAGGAGGAAGAGGAGGAAGAGGAGGGGCCGUGGCAGCGCAGGCCAGGCAAGGAACCCAUGGUGGAAGUGAGCGAUGGGGAUGACGAUGGUCUUCAUUGGAUGCAGGAUGAAGGUGAAGAGGGUGCUGAGGGUGGUGAGGAUGCGGAGUUAGAUGGUGGUGGGCGUGGUGGACAGGGAGAGGGGGAGGAGGAUAAGAGAGAAGAGGUGGAGGAUAAGAGAGAAGAGGUGGAGGAUAAGAGAGAAGAGGUGGAGGAGGAGGAAGAUGAGGAAGAGGAAGGAGGGCGGGAGGGCGCUGCUGCUCGUGGCGGUUUGUUUGGGGAGGGGGCUAGAGGCUAUGCGUUUACUGGUACUCUUGAGUUGAGUAGAAAGCGAGAAAGGGCGCAGGAGACGGAAGAGAGGGGGGAAGGGGCUGGUGGCGGUGGGGAAGACAAUGGGGAAAGUACGCGUGGCAGAGAGGGAGAGGAGGAAGAGGAGGAAGAGGAGGAAGAGGAAGACGAAGAGGAGGGAGGAGGGGAGGCAGUGGGGAUGCGAGGGAGCAAGAGGGUUCGGUGUGAGGAGCGGACAGAUGUGGGGCUGACACAGGAGGAGCCCCUACGUGGUCAUCAGCGUCAGCCUGCUUCAUUGCCACAGGAGGAGCCUCUGGUGCAGUCGCCUCAAGCGCUGAGACAGGAGGAGGAGCUGAGUCUUGAUCCGCCUGAAAUGCUCACAGAGACAGAGUUGGCAGAGAGGGAGGAGGAGAACGAGGUGCUCCUGGAUUUUCUCCUGAGGGUGCAGCAGGGGAAGGCGGAGACCUCCCAGCAGGUGGCCGCCAAUUUGGACGGGCUCUCUGCUGACGUGGCGGAGGUUGCUGAGAGGAGGCAGCUGCUGCUGGCGCUGUCUCGGCCUAUCAGCGCGCGCCAAUUCACGAACCCAGGCACUGGGAGUGGAGCCGAAACGGAUGCUGCAGUAAGAGAGGCGGAUCAAGAAAGAGAUGCAUCAGAUGCCAGGGUAGGGGCGAGGGGGGAGAGCAGGAACGGUGGUGGGAGUGGGUGGAGACAGGGCCAAAGGCAGCGGAUAGAAGAGGAGGGUGCAGUGGGGAUGCGUGGGGGUGUAAGACAGGGAGGAGCAGCACAGGCGGGGGGGGGAACAGCUUUACAGGGCAUGAGAGGCAGGGGGGAGGAGUGCACCCGGCUUUUAGCCUCGACUGCUGCUGCUGCUGCUGCUGCUGCUGUUGCUGUAGCAGCAGCUUCUGGCACAGCACCGGCUGUAGCUCGUGGUGCACCAGCAGAAGCAGGCGCUACAGCUGCAGAGGAAGCUUGGCAGAACCUUCCAGAAGCUGCCAAGGCGUGGCUGAGACGGCAGUGGGCCAUGGGGCCUGCGGGGGCAUUUGUUGCUUCUCCAACAGCCCUUGAUCAGUCACAUAUUCUCUCAUAUGCACAUGCACAUACACAUACGCAUGGGCACACAGGGGGCAGUGAGCAGCAGCAGCAGCAGUAUCUGCUUCAGGCGCAGACCUCUGCAGAGGAAACUCUCUCAGGAGGGUCGGAAGGUGCCUUUUCCUACUGGGCUGCACGGGGAAGGGCGGCUAGUGGGGCAGGUGUGGGUGCAGUUGGGGGGGCAGGUGUGGGCGCAGAUGGGGGGGCAGUAGGGGGAGCUGCAGGGAGGGAUGGGGAUGGGGCAGACGAGGGGCACAUGCAAGAGGUGUGGGGGCGGCUGGGCUGUGUGCUUCAAACGGUGAGGACGCUGGGACAAGAUGUGACUGUAGAGAGGGGUGCUGGGACCAGUGCUGCAGCUGGCGGGGAUAGCAGGAGUGGCAGUGCAAGGGAUGGUGCCAUGGUUGCGGGUGGUGUAGCGGAGAUAGUAGCAGGAGGAGGUGCUGCCCUUGCUUCACCUGCAGCUACAGCCACCGCUGCAGCGGUAGCGGCAGCAGCAGGUACAGGGGCAGCUGGUGGAGCUGCUUGUACGGACGCGAGUCUAAGGGCGUCAUCUGCGCUGGGCCCUGCCUCUGCGGCUGCUGAUGAUGCUGAUGCUGGUGGUGGCGGUGGUGAUGCCACAGGUGGUGUUGGUGUUGCUGGGAGUGCUGGGGGUGCUGGGGGUGCUGGGGGUGCUGGGGGUGCUGAGUCUGCUGCUCCUGGGUCCAUCCCUGCCCCUGCGUCUCGUUCCGAGCGGAAGCGGCACACCAGCAGCGUGGGAGGGGAAGAGUUUAGAAAGGAGAGGGGUUACAGCAAGCGGAGAGCGCUGCAUGAGCAUGCCAGCACCACCAGCGCCAGCAGCAGAGAGAAGACGGAACCGGCACUGGACGCUACAAGGCAGGAGGGUGCUGGCGGCACAAGCAUGGGGCAGGAGGGGAGGAGGGGGGAGGGAGGUCGGGAUACGAGAAGGUUCGGCAAGCUGCAGGUUCGGGCGGCGCUGCGCCGAGGCGACCUGCUAGGCUCGGCAGACAUGGUGUGCUCGGUGGCGUUCGACCGGGACGGGGAGUUCUUUGCUUCGGCGGGCGUGUGCAAGCGCAUCAAGGUGUUUGACUGCAAUGCUGUGCUGCGCGCUGCUGCUGAGAGAGGGGCACGGGUGAAGGAAGUGAGGGAUGGGAUGGAGGUAGACGAGGAGGGGGAGCUGGAGGGAGGAGAAGCAGGUGGAGCGGGGAUAGGGGAGGGGUUUGGAAGGGGGAGAGGCGGAGGAGUGCGGAGAGGGGAAGGGGGGCAGGCGAGGCAAGAGGAGGGGCAGGGGGGGGUGGAGGAGGGGCAUGAGGAGGAGCUACUGCAGUAUCCAGUGGCGGAGAUGGCGUGCGACUCGAAGCUGAGCUGUGUGAGCUGGAACCCUUUUGUCAAGAGCCUUGUGGCCUCCUCCAACUAUGACGGCGCCGUGCAGGUGUGGGACGUGUGUGCGGGCGAGGCGAUUGCAGAGUACAGGGAGCACGAGAGGCGAGUGUGGAGUGUGCACUGUGCGCCCACCGACCCCACCAAGCUCGCCAGCGGCAGCGAUGACGGCUGCGUGCGCAUCUGGAGUCUGCAGCAGGACUCCAGCGUGGCCACCAUCCGCACGCGGGCCAACGUGUGUGCGGUGCACUUCUCGCCCGCCUCCUCGCACAUCCUCGCGCUCGGCUCUGCCGACUUCAAGCUCGCCCUCUACGACCUCCGCAAGCUGCGCUCGCCCCUCGCCACGCUCCCCGGCCACUCCCGCGCCGUGUCCUACGUCGCCUUUGCGGACCCCCUCACGCUUGUCUCCGCGUCCACUGAUAACACGCUGCGCGUGUGGGACUUGAGGGACGUCCUGGGGAGUGCUGGGGAUGGGUCAGUGAUGGGACUGCAGCAGCAGCAGCAGAGGCAUCCCGGCCAGGGGGGCGUGGCGCCGUGUGUGCUGACACUGUCGGGGCAUGUGAAUGAGAAGAACUUUGUGGGGCUGUCCGUGUCUGAAUCGGGGUACAUUGCAUGCGGCUCCGAGAACAACUCGGCGUAUGUGUACCAUAGGAGUGUGCCUGCUCCCAUAACGUGCCAUCGAUUUGGGGCUGUGGAUGCUGUCACGGGGAGGGCGGGGGGAGAGGACGCAGGGCACUUUGUGAGCAGCGUGUGUUGGCGCAAAGGCACUCACUCCCUUGUCGCGGCGAAUUCUAUGGGCGAUGUGAAGGUGCUCGAGAUGGUGGAGUGCGGCGGUUUGACUAAGGAGCAGGAGGAGCAGGAGGAGCAGGCGGAGCAGGAGGAGCAGGAGGAGCAGGAGGAGCAGGAGGAGCAGGAGGAGCAUGAGGAGCAGGAGGAGCAGGAGGAGCAGGAGGAGCAGGAGGAGCAGGAGGAGCAGGAGGAGCAGGAGGAGCAGGAGGAGCAGGAGGAGCAGGAGGAGCAGGAGGAGCAGGAGGAGCAGGAGGAGCAGGAGGAGCAGGAGGAGCAGGAGGAGCAGGAGGAGCAGGAGGAGCAGGAGGAGCAGGAGGAGCAGGAGGAGCAUGCAUUGCAUGAAGAUCAUGAGUGCCUGCAGCCUACCUUUGAGGUGCCUCGAAUGAUUCCAAUCUGCAGCCUCAUGUGUGCUGGCUGGAAGGGUGUGUGUGUGGACACUUGCACCCAUCCAACCAACGAGUGA